Sorex fumeus (smoky shrew) is the source of this 3156-nucleotide messenger RNA. It is a transcript of the gene NLRC3, whose product is annotated as NLR family CARD domain containing 3. Gene Ontology annotation, biological process: negative regulation of canonical NF-kappaB signal transduction. The record is from RefSeq and is a predicted model, not a curated record. The transcript is spliced from 17 exons. Lineage: Eukaryota; Metazoa; Chordata; Mammalia; Eulipotyphla; Soricidae. Gene Ontology annotation, molecular function: protein binding. Gene Ontology annotation, cellular component: cytosol. The coding region runs from base 1 to 3156 and encodes 1051 amino acids.
AUGAGGAAGCAGGAGGUGUGGCCGGGUGGGGAGGCUGGCCAGGGGCACGGUGCCAGCUCCCCAGCGGUGCAGGUGAAAGCUCUCAUGGACCUGCUGGCCGGGAAGGGCAGUCAGGGCGCGCAGACCCCCUGCAGGACGCCAGAUGCUGCACCACGGGCCCACGACUCUAGGAUCCAGAGGCACCGCGAGGCCCUGCUGAGCAGGGUGGGCAGCAGCCCGGAACCAGGGGCCAUCGGGGCCAGGCUGCAGCUGGUGGAGGGCCUGACGGACCUGCAGCUCAAGGAACAUGACUUCACGCAGGUGGAGGCCACCCGCGGGCACUGGCAUGUGGCCAGGCCCCUCCCCCUUGACAGGCUCUUCCUACCCCUGUCGAGAGUGUCCAUCCCACCCCGCGUCUCUGUCACCAUUGGGGUGGCUGGCGUGGGUAAGACCACUUUGGUGAGGGAAUUUGUCCGCCUCUGGGCUCAGGGGCAGGUGGGCAGGGACUUCUCCCUGGUGCUGCCCGUGACUUUCCGGGACCUGAACACACAUGACAAGCUGUCCGCAGACAGACUGGCUCGCCUGGCCUUCCUGCAGGCCGGGGAGCUGGGCCCUGUCCCCUCCCUGUCCAGGACCCUGCUCAUCCUGGAUGGUCUGGACGAAUGCAGGGCCCCACUAGACUUCGCCGACACUGCGACCUGCACUGACUCCAGGAAGGAGCUCCAGGUGGACCAUCUUGUCACCAACAUCAUCCGGGGCAACCUCUUCCCGGAGGUCUCCAUCUGGGUCACCUCCCGCCCUGGCACGGCGGGCCAGAUCCCGGGGGGCCUGGUGGACCGGUUGACAGAGAUCCGGGGCCUGAAUGAGGCGGAGAUCACCGCGUGUCUGGAGCGAAUGUUCUCUGAGGCCCCGGCCCUGGCCGCCUGGGUCCUGAGCCAGGUGCAGGCCAACCGGGCGCUCUACCUCCUGUGCACCGUUCCGGCCUUCUGCCACCUGGUGGGCUCGGCCCUGGGCCACGUGGGCCGCCACAGGCGAGGGCCCCAGGACACUGAGCUGCAGCCCCCCAGAGGCCUAUGUGAGCUCUACUCCUGCUACUUCAGGAUGGCCCUUGGCGGGGAGAGGGCAGACAAGGGCAGCCUGAGCCCUCGCCCUGAGCAGGUGGCCCCUGGCUGCCGCAAGCUGGUGAGCACGCUGGGCCGGCUGGCCUUCCACGGGCUGCUCAGGAAGAAAAGCGUGUUCUACGAGAUGGACCUCAAGGCAUUCGGCGUGGACCUGGCGCUGCUCCCCAGCCGUCUGGGAAGCUGCUUCCUGCAGCAUGAGGGCGCGGUGUAUAGCUUCACCCACCUCUCGCUGCAGGAGUUCAUGGCAGCCGCCUACUACUGCAGCGCAUCCAAGAGGGCUGUCUUCGACCUCUUCACCGAGGGCAGCAUGUCCUGGCCCCGACUCGGCUUCCUCGCGCACUUCCGGAACGCGGCCCACCGGGCCAUGCAGGCCGAGGAUGGGCGGCUGGACGUGUUCCUGCGCUUCCUGUCUGGCCUCCUGUCCCCCAGGGUCAACGCCCUGCUGGCAGGGUCCCUGCUGGCCCAGGGUGAGCACCAGGGCUACUGGGCACAGGCCGCCGAGCUCCUGCAGGGCUGCCUGCGGCCCGGCGUGGCGGUCAGUGCCCGUGAGGUCAACGUGGUGCAGUGCCUGCAGGAGCUGCAGCACACCGAGCUAUUCUGCAGCGUGGAGGCCGCCCUGGAGGGCGGGGGCCUGGCCGCUCUCACCACGCCCGCGCACCGCGCAGCCCUGGCCUACGCCCUGCAGGUGUCCGACGCCCGCGCCCAGGACACCGACCUGCCCCUGCGCCUGAGCCAGGGGGUCCUCCAGAGCCUGCUGCCCCAGCUGCUCUACUGCCGGAGCCUGAGGCUGGACGCCAACCAGUUCCAGGAGCCGGUGACAGAGCUGCUGGGCAGUGUUCUGAGCAGGAAGGACUGCCACAUUGGGAGGCUCAGCCUGGCGGAGAACCAGAUCAGGAGCAAAGGGGCCAGAGCCCUGGCCAGAUCCCUGCUGGUCAACAGAAGCCUGACCGCUCUGGACCUCCGUAGCAACUCCAUUGGGCCUCCGGGGGCCAAGGCGCUGGCUGAUGCCCUGAAGAUCAACCGGACUCUGACUUCUCUGAGCCUCCAGAGCAACAUGGUCGGUGAUGACGGGGCCAAGUACCUGGCCGAGGCCCUGGCCGCCAACCGGACUCUCUCCACGCUGCACCUACAGAACAACAACAUCGGGCCCACAGGAGCCCAGCACAUGGCAGCCGCCCUGAAACACAACAGGAGCCUCAAGGAGCUCAUGUUUUCCAGUAACGGCAUUGGCGAUGGAGGCGCCAGGGCGCUGGCUGAGGCCCUGCAGGAGAAUCAGAGUCUGGGAAGCCUGGGCCUGCAGAGCAAUUCCAUCAGUGACUCAGGGGUGUCGGCGCUGACCCGGGCCCUUUGCACCAACCAGACCCUCCUCAGCCUCAACCUUCGAGAAAACUCCAUCAGCUCCGAGGGAGCCCUGGCACUGGCGCAGGCGCUCCGUGGCAACAGCAGCCUGAGGGAGCUGGACCUGACAGCCAACCUCCUGCAUGACCAGGGCGCCCAGGCCAUCGCGGGGGCAAUGCGGGAGAACCGCGCGCUCACGUCCCUCCACCUGCAGUGGAACUUCCUCCAGGCCGGCGCUGCCCAGGCGCUGGGCCAGGCACUGCAGCUCAACAGGAGCCUGGCCAGUCUGCAUUUACAGGAGAACACCAUUGGGGAUGAAGGGGCCUCGGCGGUGGCAGGUGCCCUGAAGGUGAACACGGCCCUGACUGCACUCUAUCUCCAGGUGACGUCCAUCGGUGCCCUGGGGGCCCAGGCACUCGGGGAGGCCUUGACCAUGAACAGAACCCUGGAGAUUCUCGACUUAAGAGGAAACGUUAUCGGUGUGGCGGGAGCAAAGGCCCUGGCAAGCGCUCUCAAGGUCAACACAAGUCUGCGGAGGCUCAGCCUUCAAGAAAAUUCCCUGGGGAUGGAAGAGGUGCUCUGUGUGGCCACUGCGCUGGCAAGUAACCGUGGGCUCCGGCACAUCAACCUUCAGGGAAACCACAUCGGAGAGUCUGGGGCCAGAAUGAUCUCAGAGGCCAUCAAGACCAACGCCCCAGCAUGCACUGUGGAGAUGUGA